Molecule: messenger RNA, 1855 nt
Organism: Chrysoperla carnea
Lineage: Eukaryota; Metazoa; Arthropoda; Insecta; Neuroptera; Chrysopidae
Product: zinc finger protein 883-like
Exons: 2
Coding region: 116-1855 (579 amino acids)
Biological process (GO): regulation of transcription by RNA polymerase II
Cellular component (GO): nucleus
Molecular function (GO): DNA-binding transcription factor activity; zinc ion binding; RNA polymerase II cis-regulatory region sequence-specific DNA binding
Source: RefSeq, a predicted model, not a curated record
AUUGACGUCUAUGCGUAUCAUGUCUGGAUAUUAAAUAAUAAUACUGUGAUCAAAACUGUUUAACAAAAACAUAAAAUGUGAAAAAUUCAUUAAUUUGAAUUAAAGUGUUCCAACAAUGGAAAAUUUUGAAAAUAUAUGCCGUACAUGUUCCUUACAAGGUGAAUUACAUCCAAUUUUCCAUGAAAAUACGGCAGAUAUGUUAUCCGAUAUUAUUGAUAUUAAGGUAAUCAAAGGUGAUAAUUUCCCACAAAAUAUAUGUACAUUUUGUCUAGAAAAAUUAAAUUCUGCAUACAAUUUUAAAAAACAAUGUAAAGAUAUCCAUAGAAAAUUUGAAGAAAUUAUUAAAGUUAACUUAGAAAAUUUGAAUGGAAUUAAAGAGGAGAUUGUUGUUAAAUCCGAAGACGGUGCUUAUGUUCUGGUGGAUGAUGCAUGGAAUGAAGAUUGGACAGAUAAUGCUCAAAAUUCGCCUGAGGAAGAGGAUCAUACAAACGCAAAUGAUCAUGAAACGAAAGAUAAUGAUGAUAAAGAUACCGUGGGGUAUCGUGAAUGUAAAAUUUGUAAAAAGGUAUUAAAACGAGGUAGCUAUUUACGACAUCAUAAACUUCAUAUUGGCGAUCGUCGAUUUAUUUGCGAUACUUGCGGUAAAAGUUUUAUGACGGGUUAUAAAUUAAAAAUUCAUAAACGUUUACAUUCCGAUGAAACACCGUAUAAGUGUAAACAUUGUGAAAAUUCAUAUAAAGGAGAUGAAAAUUUAUUACAUCAUAUGAAAAUUAAGCAUCCCGAAGAAUUAUUAUCAAGUGAUACUAAAAGGGGGAAACGUAAUUUAACGAUAUAUAAAUGUGAAUUUUGCAAUGAAGAAUAUUUAGUAAAAGCAUAUUAUGAGCGACAUUUACGAACACAUGCCAUAGAACCACCUUAUCCAUGUCCACAUCCGUUAUGCGAUCGCGGUUAUUUUAGUCGCUACGAAUUAAAAGUACAUUCUAGUAUUCAUUCCGAAGAUUCCCCGUAUAAAUGUUUAUAUUGUUCGAAAACAUUUAAAUUAAAACGUAAUCAAUAUUUUCAUAUGCGUUUCAAACAUUUAGAUUUACUAAGAUAUAAUGCAACAGAUUCGAAAAGUUACGAAUGUGAAAUAUGUAAUCGAAAAUUUAAAUCACAAUUAAAUUAUAAUCAACAUAAAGUUGUACAUACAGAAAAUUCGAAUAAAGAACGUCCAUUUUUAUGUUCGACUUGUGGACGAUCAUUUACAAUACAAGCGUCUUUAUAUAAUCAUCAAGAAAAAUGUUUAAAAAAACCACAAGUAAAGAAAUCCGAACCGAAAGUAACCGAAAAUGGUAAGUUUGAGUGUGAGGAUUGCGGACGAGUUUAUCAACAUAAGCAUACGUUACUACAACAUCAAAAAGUCCAUUCGAAAAAUUAUAAACCCAAGUCAUUCUUAUGCAAUUAUUGUGCGAAAUCAUUUUGUUCGAAAGCGAGCUUAGAAACGCAUAUAAAUACACAUACCGGUGCGAAACCGUAUAAAUGUGUGACAUGCGGGCGAGCUUUUGCACAACAUGCUGCGUUAAAUACACAUCAGCGUGUGCACACUGGGGAAAAACCAUAUAAAUGUGAAAUAUGUGGUAGAGAAUUUGCAUUUAAAGUGCCUUUUAAAUAUCAUGCGCUUGUACACACAGGAGAAAAACCUCACGAGUGUUCGAUUUGUGGACGACGUUUUGCGUUAAAUGGUAAUUUAACUGUUCAUAUGCGUACACAUACGGGGGAAACACCUUAUGUAUGUUCGAUCUGUAAUAAAGGCUUUUAUAAUUCAAAUAAUUUAAAAAAACAUAAGAAAAAACAUGUGAAAGAAAGUAGUCAAUAA